UUUAUAUCCCUCGGAGAAUUCGCUGACGAGAAACAAGAAAAUGGCACAAAUUACACGGAGCUUGAUAUUGGCUCCCUUGCCGUGUCUGAAAAUAAGGUUGGACCAGGCGACUUCGAGCUGAUUUCCGUCAUUGGCCAAGGGUCCUUUGGAAAGGUUUUUCUUGUCAGGAAGAUUAACGGGCGCGAUGCCCAGAAAAUAUAUGCAAUGAAAGUGCUGAAAAAGGCAGUUUUAAAGUUAAAAGAUAAAAUGCGCUCUAAAAUGGAACGUGACAUUCUGGUGAAAAUCAAGCACCCGUUUAUCGUCAAUUUGCAUUAUGGUUUGCUUCCUUUCCUCAAAGCAUUCCAGACUGAAGGCAAAAUAUACCUUAUACUUGAAUUUGUUCGUGGAGGCGAUUUGUUCACCAGACUUUCAAAAGAGGUGGGUUGA
Molecule: messenger RNA, 426 nt
Organism: Dibothriocephalus latus
Lineage: Eukaryota; Metazoa; Platyhelminthes; Cestoda; Diphyllobothriidea; Diphyllobothriidae
Source: the annotation of a GenBank genome assembly